AUGUUUGCAAACGGGACUCUUCUCCUGCUCAACAUCAAUAGAUCCGACACCGGGAUUUACACAUGCGUGUCCCAUGAAGGCCCGGAAGAGAGCAUUUCUGAUACCAUCGACAAUGACGAAAUACCAGAUCAUCGAUCCCCAGUUCAAACUAUGCGCACAGAUGGUGAAAACUACGGAUAUGUGUCGCUUUCGGGAACAAAAUGGACUGUUUCUGCUAAACUGGAUGUUUAUUUCCCACCGGAGGCCCAUUUGACUCAGAAACAGCCAAUCUAUUUAGGAUUCAACGGACCCGGUCGUUUGCCUUGUACCGUUUCGGCCAAUCCAGCGGUGGAUUUUAUUGAGUGGGAAAAGUUGUACAACUCAAGCGUCUAUUCAGCCAACUCGCUCAGAAUGGCCUCAUUCAGUCCAACUGGGAAUCGAAGUUCACAAGUCUGGCCGGUGUUGGUCACUGUCAAUCAGUUGGGAUGCAAACAAGAAACCGGGAACAAGCAGACGUUUGUCACCACAAGUGUUGCCACAGUUUGUGCGGUCAUCGUCAAUUUUGUGAGUAAAACAACCAUGACACCACCGAGCCAAGAUAAUUGA
Messenger RNA from Echinostoma caproni, 585 nucleotides. NCBI's taxonomy places the organism in Eukaryota, Metazoa, Platyhelminthes, Trematoda, Plagiorchiida, Echinostomatidae. The record is from the annotation of a GenBank genome assembly.